This is a messenger RNA of Salvelinus fontinalis (brook trout), 2016 nucleotides long. RefSeq lists its product as uncharacterized. The record is from RefSeq and is a predicted model, not a curated record. Gene Ontology annotation, molecular function: 2-oxoglutarate-dependent dioxygenase activity; methyltransferase activity. Bases 782 to 1498 code for a protein of 238 amino acids. The transcript has 3 exons. Lineage: Eukaryota; Metazoa; Chordata; Actinopteri; Salmoniformes; Salmonidae.
AAAACAUCACUGGCUCAGUCAAUGGGACUGUCAUUCAGUGUAAAUUUAGCGUGCCAGCAGUUAAUGCAACAACCAGGACCAGUCACCACCUUCGCCACCUUCCUCGCUGUGGGAAAUAUCACAAACGGUAUGGGUAUUGGUGACAUCAACAUACGCUUGACCAAAAAGCCGUUGAACCUGGCUGACCCUACCAGCAACGUUGCAACAACGUCAGUCCCAACAACAGCAGGCAGCAGCGCACUCACAUUCCAAGCUGUGAUUGUCCUGCUCAGUGUGCUGAUGUAUCGUCUUUCCUGAAGAGAACCUGAAGGUUAGCCAGCAUCAACACCAAUGGAAAGAUAACCCUUUUACCCUAAAUAUUUGAAGGAAAAUUGACUCAGUAUCUCAGAUGAAUUACUGUUAAUGUGGGAUCUUGGUCAUUUAAAUGUGUAUGAAUGGGAACAAUUAGAAAGUACGUAUGCUACAGUAAAAGGAAUUAAUUGGUUGAUAAUGUACAGUUGAAGUCAGAAGUCUACAUACACCUUAGCCAAAUACAUUUAAAAUACACCUUAGGUCAAUUAGGAUCACCACUUUAUUUUAAGAACGUGAAAUGUCAGAGUAAUAGACCCUGGGUCUCGACCCCGCCCUGUGCAACUGGGUCCUGGACUUCCUGACGGGCCGCCCCCAGGUGGUGAGGGUAGGUAACAACAUCUCCACCCCGCUGAUCCUCAACACUGGGGCCCCACAAGGGUGCGUUCUGAGCCCUCUCCUGUACUCCCUGUUCACCCACGACUGCGUGGCCAUGCACGCCUCCAACUCAAUCAUCAAGUUUGCGGACGACACUACAGUGGUAGGCUUGAUUACCAACAACGACGAGACGGCCUACAGGGAGGAGGUGGGGGCCCUCGGAGUGUGGUGUCAGGAAAAUAACCUCACACUCAACGUCAACAAAACAAAGGAGAUGAUUGUGGACUUCAGGAAACAGCAGAGGGAGCACCCCCCUAUCCACAUCGACGGGUCAGUAGUGGAGAAGGUGGAAAGUUUUAAGUUCCUCGGUGUACACAUCACGGACAAACUGAAUUGGUCCACCCACACAGACAGCGUUGUGAAGAAGGCGCAGCAGCGCCUCUUCAACCUCAGGAGGCUGAAGAAAUUCGGCUUGUCACCAAAAGCACUCACAAACUUCUACAGAUGCACAAUCGAGAGCAUCCUGUCGGGCUGUAUCACCGCCUGGUACGGCAACUGCUCCGCACACAACCGUAAGGCUCUCCAGAGGGUAGUGAGGUCGGCAGAACGCAUCACCCGGGGCAAACUACCUGCCCUCCAGGACACCUACACCACCCGACGUCACAGGAAGGCCAUAAAGAUCAUCAAGGACAACAACCACCCAAGCCACUGCCUGUUCACCCCGCUAUCAUCCAGAAGGCGAGGUCAGUACAGGUGCAUCCAAGCAGGGACCGAGAGACUGAAAAACAGCUUCUAUCUCAAGGCCAUCAGACUGUUAAACAGCCACCACUAACAUUUAGCGGCCGCUGCCAACAAACUGACUCAGCUCCAGCCACCUUAAAAAUGGGAAUUGAUGGAAAUUAUGUAAAAAUGUACCACUAGCCACUUUAAACUAUGCCACCUAAUAUGUUUACAUACCCUACAUUACACAUCUCUUAUGUAUAUGUAUAUACUGUACUCUAUAUCAUCUACUGCAUCUUGCCAUCUUAUGUAAUACAUGGACCACUAGCCACUUUAAACUAUGCCACUUUAUGUUUACAUACCCUACAGUACUCAUCUCAUAGGUAUAUACCGUACUCUAUACCAUCUACUGCACCUUGCCUAUGCCGUAUGUACCAUCACUCAUUCAUAUAUCUUUAUGUACAUAUUCUUUACCCCUUUACACUUGCGUGUAUAAGGUAGUAGUUGCGGAAUUGUUAGGUUAGAUUACUUGUUGUUAUUACUGCAUUGUCGGAACUAGAAGCACAAGCAUUUCGCUACACUCGCAUUAACAUCUGCUAACCAUGUGUAUGUGACUAAUAAAAUUUGAUU